Marasmius oreades (fairy-ring Marasmius) is the source of this 602-nucleotide messenger RNA. RefSeq lists its product as uncharacterized. NCBI's taxonomy places the organism in Eukaryota, Fungi, Basidiomycota, Agaricomycetes, Agaricales, Marasmiaceae. Gene Ontology annotation, cellular component: cytoplasm; prefoldin complex. The coding region runs from base 21 to 602 and encodes 193 amino acids. Gene Ontology annotation, molecular function: tubulin binding. The record is from RefSeq and is a predicted model, not a curated record. The transcript is spliced from 4 exons. Gene Ontology annotation, biological process: protein folding; tubulin complex assembly; microtubule-based process.
GACCUACUUCCCUUGAACCUAUGUCAUUAGAAACAGGAGAACGAAAUCCCAGAGGAAUUCCAAAAGCUCCGUUCAUCGUAGAUGUCGAUGCACAUCUGGGAGGACCAGAUGGCGACGCCGAGGGUCCUUUGAAAGCAAUCCAAGAGUCGAUCGGCAAAUAUCGCUACAUGGACGCCAACCUCACUCAACGGCGGCAAGGCCUCGAAGAGAAGAUACCCGAUAUCAAAAAGACCUUGAGUAUGGUGCAAUUCCUGAGCAACCAGCAUUCCGAACAUGAAGACGAAGAAGACGGGGGGAAGCUAAAAACAUCGUUCGAGUUGAACGACACUCUAUUCGCAGAAGCAGAGUUGGAGGAUACAGAUACCGUUUUCCUUUGGCUAGGCGCAAACGUUAUGUUAUCGUACAAAAUCCCAGCCGCAAUCGAGCUACUAAAAUCCAAACUAAAAGCCGCCGAGAAGAGUUUGGCAAACACAGAGGAAGACCUGGAGUUCUUACGGGAGCAACUGACUGUCAUGGAAGUCAACAUGGCUCGAGUGUACAACGCAGACGUGAAGCGGAGGAGAGAGAAAAGAUUAAAAGAAGGCGAGAAGGACGGUGGUUGA